Messenger RNA from Agrilus planipennis (emerald ash borer), 2146 nucleotides. Its product is annotated as alpha-taxilin. The record is from RefSeq and is a predicted model, not a curated record. Bases 293 to 1975 code for a protein of 560 amino acids. NCBI's taxonomy places the organism in Eukaryota, Metazoa, Arthropoda, Insecta, Coleoptera, Buprestidae. The transcript is spliced from 3 exons. Gene Ontology annotation, molecular function: syntaxin binding.
UUGCAGCGAAGCUAAUGUGAAUAAGGACCUUAACAUUUUUCUACUUCACCCUAUUAACUAGGCUUUUACAAAUAGUGUGCUUCUCUUCCAGUAUCAGUUAUUACAAUUAUUGUUUUUAUAAGUGUAAUAGUUUUUAUAGUUUAAAAAUUGAGUAAUCUGAUUACAAUACUGCGACUUACAAUUUUAAUUAACUAUUUUUAUCUGACCCAGACACGUUGAAAUUCCAACGUAAUAUUGAAGAUUUAUGUAUAACUCAUAAAAACCAAGAACAUAUAAAGAUUAAAUCAGCAUCAUGGAAGAAGUAAAAAAAGACAUUACACCCCCAAAUAACACAGCUAAUAUUAAGAAAAAAAGGGAAGAUAAGCAGAGAAGAAGAGACCACAGGGCUAUUGAAAAUAUCAUGAAAGAAAUUGGUAAUUUAGAAGAUGGUGAGAAAGUUCGUGUUUUGAUAAAGAAAUAUAGCGAUUUGUAUGAUGAAUUCAGAGCUCUUCAAAACAAUACAGCAUUAAGUGACAAAAGAAUGACUGUCCUACAAAGAGAACGAGAUCAACUUCAGUCAGAGCAGGGCAAACUUGUUUUGGCUAAAGCACGCAUGGAAAGUUUAUGUAGAGAGCUUCAGAAACAAAAUAAAUUAAUAAAGGAAGAAAAUUUGGCUAAAAUUCGUGAGGAAGAAGAAAGACGCAAAGAAGUGGCACUUAAAUUCCAAAAUACGCUCUCAGAAGUUUCAAAUAUGGUACAGGAAAACAGUGAGAAAAAUAUAAAGCUUCGUGAUGAUAACAAAGACAUGGCAAACAAAAUACAGGCUCUUUGUGAGCAGUUUAAUAAACGCAAAGAACAACUUGCUCGGGUAGAAAAACAACUUGAAUUAGAGAGACAAUUAUCAGAAGCAACAGUAGCAAAAGCUGAAUUGGAGUUAAAGGCUGAACGAGAAAUGUGGAGUAAGGAAAGAGAAAUACUCCAAAGUAAUCUGAAGAAAAGUGAAGAAAAUUGUGUAAAGUUGCAAGAAAACAUAAAAAGUCUCGAGGAAAAUCUUCAGGUUUACUCAGGAAAUUAUAAAGAAUUUGAAUCAACAAUAUCUAGAAGUAACGAAGUAUUUGACAAUUGUAAAUCUGAAAUGUUUAAGAUGACUAAACAAAUUGCAACUUUAGAGAAAGAAUGUAAAAUGUUCAAACAACGCUGGCAAAAGAAUGCACAAUGCGUUAUAGAACUUACAGCAACAAAACAGUCCCAAGACACCAAAAUUGACAAUUUAGAAAGAAAAUUAGAACAAUUACAAAAAUUGUGUAGACAACUACAAACAGACCGUUCUUCCUACAUUAAACUCCUUAAAUUAAAUGGAAUAGAGCCAGUUUCCCAAAAAUGUGUUGAAGAGCCAGCUAGCUCUCCAAGAAAGACUAAAAAGGAAAUUGAACUUGAGCAUCUCAAAAAUAAUCUUAAAGUUCUUCAAGAGCAUUUUUAUUCAAUACAAGCAAAAUCAGUAGUUAGUAGUUCAGGAAAUGACGAGGAAAUAAAAGAAAAUAAUUCAUUACCGGCUACAGAAAGUUCUGUUGAUGUUACAGAAGCAAAAUUAACAGAAGAAAGUACAACCUCAAUAGAAAAUAGCCUCAACGAUUUGACUAUUAACGAGAAUAAGAAAGAAAAUAUAGAAGAUAAUAAAGAUAACAGCAUUCAGAAUGUUAUAGAAAGUGAGUCUAAUGUUAAGACUGAUGAUGAAGAAGUUAUUUCAAAUGGAUGUUUAGUAUCUGAAAGUAAUACUGAUCAUUCUGCAGAAUCCUCUGCAUCUAAAGAAUCAACUGUUAUAACAAAAGAGGAUACUGUAAGUCCUUCCAUUGAUGAAAGUCAAUCCAGCAUGACAGUAGACAGUAAUGAUCCUUCCACAACAGAAAAUGGCACUUGUGACUCUACUUCUGCAGCGUUGUCAAUUAUAGAUAGUGUUACUGAAGAAAAUAGAAAUCCAGAAGGAGAGACCACAUAGCAAAUUCUAUUUUAAUUAUUGUUUUUAGUUUCCAUUUGUAUUAUCAGUCGAAAUAGUCAAAAUUUUGAAUACCACGUUCCUUUUUUACAUCAACAUUUAAUGGCUCUAAUACUAAUUUUUUAAAUAUUUAUAACAUUUGAUUAAGUCGCAAAUAAAAUGUGUUUUACUGAA